GACUGGACAGUUACAGCGGCAGCCAUCGCCAGACAAGUGCAGCUUCGGAGAGGUCGGGUCGCUGGACAAUACAUAUCUGGUGAAUUCUUGAAUUGUGUAUGUUUACAUUGUUCGGGAGCUCUCGCCUCUUUUCCCAGAAGCUCGCUCGUUCAGACAUCUAUCGUCGUUCUUCUCGUUCUUCAUUCGAAAGUGUUGCGAGGUUUCAGCUCCUGUCUUCUGAAGCAGGGUGUUCAUAAUUAUCUCGACGUGUAUUGGCGGGUGAUUGGAGAGGCUAACGUCGAAUUCCAUCGAGGGAAAGGGAUUGUUCUUUUAAAUCAGGCCCUUCACAAAGGCUGGAGUGUGUUGAUUUAUCAGGCCGACUGGUGGUGGAGGAGCUUCAUUCGACCUUAGUUUACUGCUGAAAGAAGGAAGGAAGGAUGGAAGAAGGAUCUCCAUCACACCCUUCAGACGCCGAAGGUACAAACGCCUAUCGCGUAGUAGACGCCAAUGCCUAUCGCGUAUUAGACGCCAUUGCGUUCGUACAGAUUGUAAAGAAGACUUUCAAAAACGAGGAGGGAACAUACGAGGAGUUCCUGAACAUCCUGCAAAGCUUCAGGCAAGGACAGCUGAAUACGUCCGAGGUUGAGAUCCGAGUAAACUCUCUUUUCAGUCGUUACCCUCACCUGAUUCAAGGCUUCAGAAAAUUUCUUCCAGACAAGUGUUUGAUCAGUGUGGUAGCACCGGCAGCAUGACUUUAGAGCAUCCAGGUGUUGUGGAUCCUCUAUUGAUGAAGAAAGUGAAGUGUUGUUUUUCUUAUCAGACUUGGUAGGUAGCAUGUUUUCGAUUUCUUCACUAACUAUCAGUUUCAUUGCCCUACUUUACAUUUCAUGAAGCUUAGAGGUUCUUAACUUUUACGAGAAUGUUUGCCCAUGUAUCAAUCUUCCACCUGGUCUAGUUUACAGUAGACGGGCUAUUUUUCUUCAAGAAUUCUUUCAAAGGAAGAAAGUUUGUGAAAGAAACAAUGAUAAGGUCGC
Marchantia polymorpha subsp. ruderalis is the source of this 1013-nucleotide messenger RNA. NCBI's taxonomy places the organism in Eukaryota, Viridiplantae, Streptophyta, Marchantiopsida, Marchantiales, Marchantiaceae. The record is from the annotation of a GenBank genome assembly.